AUGACGAAAGCAACCCAAUCAAUCCCCUGCCAAAGUAUUUUCCUGUACCUUUUUGGGUAUCUAUUGUUGCAUGAAAGAGUAGUGGUUGGAGAUCCAAGAGCUCAGACGGUCCAGAUUAUGUGUGAAAAGCAACUUGAGCACAAUUCAACUAUCGUCCUGCCAAAUUUUGUUGCCGCAAUGGAAAACAUCAGUGAACAGAUGCGUGCUUCAGGUUUUGGACAAGCGGUUUCAGGUUCUGGACCUGACAAUGACCAUGGCCUUGCCCAGUGCUAUGGGGACCUCUCUUUACUUGACUGUAUGUUAUGCUAUGCCGAGGCACGCACAAUUCUUCCAACAUGCUAUCCUUACAAUGGGGGCCGCAUUUACCUUGAUGGUUGCUUCAUGCGAUCUGAGAAUUAUAGUUUCUAUGAAGAAUAUAAAGGACCUGGAGAUAAGGCUGUUUGUGGAAAUACAACGCUUAAGAAUUCGAUCUUUGCAGAAUCGACUCGGCAGGCUGUCUCACAAGCAGUUACUAGUGCACCAAAUAAUCAAGGUUAUGCACGGGCUCAAGUCACAGUUCCAGGUAGAAAUGAGUCAGCUUAUGUGUUAGCUAAUUGCUGGAAGACAUUAAAUGCAAGCUCUUGCAGGGCAUGCUUGGAGAAUGCCACUGCAUCUAUAUUGGGAUGUUUGCCUUGGUCGGAGGGCAGAGCACUAAAUACUGGGUGUUUCAUGAGAUACUCGGAUAUAGAUUUUCUCAACAAAGAACUUGGGCAUGGAAGUUCCAGAGGUAAAGGAAUUGCAUUUUCUUGUAUUGCGAAGUUGCUAUGGAGCGUUAUAAUAAUAGUGGUUUCGGUUAUCAGCUCUCUGGUGGUUUUGGGAGUUGGAGUGUCUGUAGGAGUUUGUAUAUGGAAACACAGAUACAUACAGAAGAAAAGAAGAGGUUCUGAUGAGGCUCAAAAGAUGGUCAAAAUCCUCAAUGACAGUAGCUUGAACUUCAAGUACUCGACGCUUGAGAAGGCUACUGGAUCUUUUGAUGACACCAACAAGCUUGGACAAGGAGGAUUUGGAUCUGUUUACAAGGCAGGAACUGUGGAGGAGCUUUAUGACCCAAAUCUGAUGUUGCGUAACCUCCAUGAUAACAAUGUUAAGAAUGAUGUUACAAGAGUGGUGCAUGUGGCCCUUCUGUGCACCCAAGAAAUCUCAUCACUUCGACCAACAAUGUCAAAGGCUCUACAAAUGCUAGCAACUGAGGACCACCUCCCUCAGCCCACCAAUCCCGCUUUCAUGGAUGAAAUGACCAUGGACCUCAAUGAAACAUGUGAGGACGGAUGUUACCUCUUUAAUUCUGGUACUUCGGCAUCAAUCGCCACCAUUGAAAAUAGUUCCUUCUACGGAAGAUGA
Dovyalis caffra is the source of this 1380-nucleotide messenger RNA. The record is from the annotation of a GenBank genome assembly. Lineage: Eukaryota; Viridiplantae; Streptophyta; Magnoliopsida; Malpighiales; Salicaceae.